AUGGCCAGGCGCGACAGCAGCAACCUCGAUGCUUGUCGGGGAAUCAUCUACAGCGGACGCUCCAGUCAGCGCCCGAGCCAGUACGAACUUAAACGAGGGAACUCGACCAUGAAAGUCACGCCUCGAGUCGAUCUCCCAGCCGGUGGAAGUGCCGAAAUGGAGGACUCACCGGCCCAACAGAUCGUCGUGGACCCGUACGCUGAACCCCAGCCAGGAAAACUCUCCACUCGAUCGAAAUCCGGUCGUCAGUCCACACUCGCGGACAUGCUCUGGAAACGCAGCAACACGAACGUGGAUCUGCUUCGACGCAGCUCUGCCAGCAAGAUGCACCAGAAGCUCAAAUCUCGCCAUAGUCUGCCGGCGGGGGUUGCAGUCACCGCCACCAACACUGAGAGCGAGAUGCCACCGAUUCCAGACGAAGCCGAUGGCCCCGCAGAGACGUCCCAACUCGAAGCUCCUUCGAGCCCACCAACUCUCGCAUCGUGA
Molecule: messenger RNA, 486 nt
Organism: Phytophthora sojae
Lineage: Eukaryota; Oomycota; Peronosporomycetes; Peronosporales; Peronosporaceae
Exons: 1
Coding region: 1-486 (161 amino acids)
Source: RefSeq, a predicted model, not a curated record